AUGUGUUCAUCGUCAUUCGAUCUAGCCCAUGUUCGCCUUAGGCAUAAAGUCUGCCUCUACAACUUACUUCGCUGUUGUUGACCUUGAAUCGCACUGGAUGUGACGAACUUCUCUCUUGUAUGAGCUUCUAGUACAACUUGUCAGGCUACCCAAGGCAAGAUGUCGAUCCAUCCAUCGAGGCAGGCGCAGGUGGAAGAUGACGAGCGAGCGCUUCCCGGACUCUGCUGGGACGUCAGGAGUGAAAAGAAUGACUGAUCAGACUCCACGCAGGAAGCAGAUGCCAGUAUCAGUCUUAGUAACAUACCAAUCGACCGCAACCAUGCGACUUCCUUCUCUGCAGCUGGACUACAGUCCCAGCAGAUAUACGACGACAUGGCGCGCAAGCGAAAGGCAGCGUCCCUAGCAGUGCCCACCGAUGACAAGCGCGUGCGCCUCGAACUCCGCAGCAGAGGUGAGCCCAUAACUCUCUUCGGUGAGCGGCCAGAGGAUCGGCGAGAAAGGCUACGAGAGCUCUUGUAUCGCGAGCAGGAAAGCGGCGCCGGCGAGGAUACAGCCAUGCUUGAUGCCAACGAGCAGCCCGUACACGAGGACGAUGAGGAAGAAGGUGAGUUCUACACGCAAGGCAGUGAUACUCUGGUUGAAUCACGAAAGGAGAUUGCGCGGUAUAGCUUGCCAAGAGCGAAGCGGCGCAUAGCCCAUCAACGGCUUGAAAGUACGAUCCCAGUCCAGACACAUGUCAAGCACCGGAAGGCGAUCAAAGAGCGGCUCGGUGGCUUCGAGUUGUUCGGCAGUCAAAUCGCCAGUGAGCGGCCGAUGGGCAUCGUACGCUUCGCACCAAACGGACAGCUAGUGGCAUGCGGUGAUUGGGCUGGGAGCAUUAAGCUGCUAGACGUACCUAACCUUGAAACGAGAGCGGUUCUACGCGGUCACAAGCAGCUAAUAGGCGGCAUAUCGUGGUAUCCGGGUGCUACACUUCCGCAAUCCGGCAUCAGCGAUGAGGCUGUUAACCUUGCAUCUUCCGGUGGCGAAGGCGAAAUUCAUCUCUGGGCACUCAACCAAGACACUCCGAUCGCAACACUUUCCGGACACAGCGCAAGGGUCUGCAGGACCGACUUUCAUCCUUCAGGCAAGUACCUCGCAUCGGCCUCUUACGACACGACUUGGCGGCUGUGGGAUAUUGCCACCACCACGGAGUUGCUACUUCAGGAGGGUCAUAGCAAGGAAGUCUAUACAGUAACCUUCAACGAAGACGGCAGCUUGGUCGCUUCAGCAGGCCUUGACAGUAUCGGCCGGAUUUGGGACUUGCGGACAGGCAGGACGGUGAUGCUUCUGGAGGGCCAUAUCAAGCCUAUUCAUGCGGCAGACUGGGGUAGCGAUAGCAUCAGGGUAAUGACGGGUAGUCAAGAUGGCUUCGCGAAAUGCUGGGACCUGCGUGCCGUUCGCGAGACGGCGAGCAUUGGAGCGCACCGUGGUGGGGUGACGGAUCUGCGAUGGUUCAAAGGGACAGACGGCCCGCUCUCAGAUCGAUCGCCGCGGGUGGAAAGCAAGGAUGUCACAAUUACCAAUGGAGAGGAGCAUGGCGGAAGUGACGAAGUUGAGGCCGUACCGACUCCGAAAAGGGCAGGCACGUUCUUCGUCAGCAGUGGCUUCGACAAAACGGUCAAUAUCUUCUCCGCCGAUGAUUGGGCGCUGUGUAAGUCCUUGACAGGACACGAUGGGGUGGUGGUGGCGACAGAUAUCACGGCGGAUGCGCGUUGGAUCGCUAGCUGUGGGCGAGAUCGGACCGUGAAGUUGUGGGCCAGGGAUGAUAUGGAGGGUAUAUGAACGUAUUACUCGCGGUUGCCGCAUCCCCCACUUACCAUGCACACAAAAUCCAUGCCUGCUAUUCAAAACACAGUGUGUUGCCCU
This is a messenger RNA of Baudoinia panamericana UAMH 10762, 1908 nucleotides long. RefSeq lists its product as uncharacterized. The transcript is spliced from 3 exons. Gene Ontology annotation, molecular function: U4 snRNA binding; protein binding; U6 snRNA binding. Lineage: Eukaryota; Fungi; Ascomycota; Dothideomycetes; Mycosphaerellales; Teratosphaeriaceae. Gene Ontology annotation, biological process: mRNA splicing, via spliceosome. Bases 373 to 1824 code for a protein of 483 amino acids. The record is from RefSeq and is a predicted model, not a curated record. Gene Ontology annotation, cellular component: U4/U6 x U5 tri-snRNP complex.